Monoraphidium neglectum is the source of this 168-nucleotide messenger RNA. RefSeq lists its product as hypothetical. The transcript has 3 exons. The coding region runs from base 1 to 168 and encodes 55 amino acids. NCBI's taxonomy places the organism in Eukaryota, Viridiplantae, Chlorophyta, Chlorophyceae, Sphaeropleales, Selenastraceae. The record is from RefSeq and is a predicted model, not a curated record.
AUGGACGCGAGGGACGAGGCGAUGGCGAACCAGUGCCCCGGUGGCAUGUUUGACUGCGACGGCGACAGGCGCGACUACGCAAAAAAGCAGUGGAAGGACUUUCUUGACAGCGGCGGCGUGCCCAAGCGCAUCCGCGACGGCAAGACGGGUGGCCCGCGCGCGUUCUGA